Molecule: messenger RNA, 1507 nt
Organism: Hippoglossus stenolepis (Pacific halibut)
Lineage: Eukaryota; Metazoa; Chordata; Actinopteri; Pleuronectiformes; Pleuronectidae
Product: opioid growth factor receptor
Exons: 9
Coding region: 17-1372 (451 amino acids)
Cellular component (GO): membrane
Molecular function (GO): opioid growth factor receptor activity
Source: RefSeq, a predicted model, not a curated record
UCUCCUGGAGUGAAAAAUGAAAGUGAAACGAACUUCCACUUCAGACGCGAGGCGUGGGUCUGGUCGCUUCAGGAGGAGAAUUCGUGUCACCAUGUCCUGGUUGGUUCGGGACACACUGUGUCCGGUGGUGGCCUGGCUGUGGCGCCGGACCUUGUUCAUCCGCAGGCUGUUUGCUCCUAUAACCAGGUACCUGCGCUUAGAGACAGGCUGGACGGGGGAGCGCCGCGGCGGAGACGAGCCACAGCUACCCAGCCAACAGGCAGACCUGCUGUGUGAGGCAGGUCUGCAAGAGAGGCCCGAGGAGUGUCAGGGCUCAGAGGGUCAACGUGAGGCCAAGCUGAGGGUCCCCGAAGAAGACCGGGAGCAGGAGGAGGAGCAGGAGGAGCAGCAGGAGGAGCAGGAGGAGCAGGAGGAGCAGGAGGAUGAAGAGUGUGACAGUGAGCAGUACAGAGUUGACAACACGGAUGAGUUGUACUGUGGUUAUGAUUCCACCUGGGAAACAGAGCAGACUGAGGAGAGACCAGCAGCGUCUUCUCAGAUCAGGAUGCAACAUUGGAACCAGGGCAUGUCCUCUUACAAAUUUAGCAGAUUUGAAAAUGCUGCGAGAGACAUGCACAACUACAGGCACGACUACCCUUCUCAGAUCAGGAUGCAGGGCUGGAACCAGAACAUGGCCUCUGAUGACAAUCCUAAUCUGGAGUUCUACCUUGGAAACAAACCCUCUUUACCUGAUGGUAUCUACAUACAAGAUUUCCAUAGUGAGUGGUUUGGAAACUACAACAAACUGGAGUAUGUACACACUUACAUUCAAUGGUUGUUCCCACUGCAGGAACCAGGCAUGAACCAUGAUGCCAGUAUACUGACAAGAGAAGAAAUUGAGGAUUUUCUCAGAAAUGACACUGCGAAGGAAAAUCUGCUUAAGUCAUAUGAGCUCAUGUUGGACUUCUAUGGCAUCGAGUUGUGUGAUAAGAACAGAGGCCAAGUCAGGAGAGCCUCAAACUGGAAAGACCGAUUCUGCAACCUGAACAAUCGCACUCACAACAACCUGCGCAUCACCCGCAUCCUGAAGUGCCUGGGAACCCUGGGGUUCCGCCAUUACCAAGCCCCCCUGGUCCACUUCUUCCUGAAGGAGACACUCGUCCACGGACAACUUCCAGAUGUCAAAGACAGUGUCCUCAACUACUUUGUGUUUGCCGUGCUCGACAAGAAUCAGCGCAGGAGUCUCAUCAAGUUCGCCUACUUGAAUUAUGACCGUAAAGAUGAGUUUGUGUGGUGCCCAAGGAAAAUACAGAUGAUGUUGUCAGAGUGGUCAGCGUCCAAGUCACAGGAAGGAGUGGAAGGUGAAAAUGAUGUUAAAAUGUUAACAGCGUGAAUCUUCCUCUUUCACUUUUAUAAAAGAAUGUGUGUAGUUCUGAAGUGGAUGUAAGUUUUACACAAAAAAUCAGCUAUGGUGUUCAUUCAGUAUGAUCACAUCCUGUUGUCUGACAAUAAAUACCUUAUAUGAUCA